AUGGCCGACGAACAUCAGCUGUUCGGUCAGUUCAGGACUCCUGGCUCCCAAGAAUUCCAAGAAGGUGUAGUGCUUUAUGUUGCUGCAACACCUUACCAAAUACACCCCCAAUUCACAAGGAUGGUCAAGGAAACCCCUUUUAGUGGAUUGAGCAAUGAGUGUCCUCUUCAAAAUCUCGAAGCAUUCUCUGAUGUUUGUGGACUUAUCCCUCCUUGCCCCAACAACCCUAUUUAUGUUCGACUGCACUUAUUCCAUCUAAGCCUAGUGGGAGAUGCUAGAAACUGGUAUAAAUGCCUUGAGCCCAACUCUAUCACCACUUGGGCUCAAUUGAAAACUCCAUUCGUAAAAAGGUUUUACCUUACUGUAAAACACAAGAUUGGGGUAAAAAGAUUACAUCAUUCACUCAAGAAGAUGAAGAGAACUUGGACUGCAGCUUGGAGUAGGUUCAAGAGGAUGAUACGAGCAUGUCCUCAUCAUGAAUAUGGGGACAACCACCUGAAUACAUUCUUUUAUGAUGGCCUCAAUGAUACUACCAAGGCCCUUUUAGAUUCAGAAGUGGGUGGCCAACUCUCUAAGAUUCCAUGCAACCAGGUGAAAGCCAAAAUUGAAGAGGUUUCCAAGAAUAGUGCCUGGGGAAGUGCAAGGAGUAAGGGUCUACCAAGAGGGAUGAUUGACACAACCAACCUGGACACCAUCAGUGCAAAGAUUGAAGCAAUUAUAGACAAGAAGCUAUCUAAGUUAAGCCUUGUCAGUAGUUCGAACACCUCUUCAGCGCGUGAAAAGCACUUUGCAUGUGCGAUUUGUGGGGGCACCAACCAUGAUACUUCUUAUUGCGCCGUUAACUAUGGUGGACAAGGACAAGGGGCAGGGUACGUACAACAACCGUGCACCAACCAAUCACAUAGACCUCCCUUCAAUUCAAAUCAAAACCAAGGAAACUUCCAUCCGGGAUGUAAUAGAAAUGUUCAAAGCGGGUUCAACAAUAAGGGUUUACAAGGGAACCAACCGAGUGGAAAUGCACUAAGGCCAAGCUCAUAUAGACCACCGGGGUUUAAUCAAGGGCCUAGAGUUGAUGCGCCUUUGGUAAGGGGAGGUGACGAGAAAGGAGUGAAUGUGACUGAGAAAGAAGAGGAACAAGGUGAAAGAUUGAGGGUUGAAAGUGAAAGAAGCGAGCUUACAAAGAUUGAUGAUGAGGAAGAAAAGCAAAAGAAUGAGAAGUCGACGGAAAAUAACAAAGAGAUGAAGAAGAGGAUUGAGGAGAAAAAAAGGUUAGGUCGCUUGUAUACUCCCCUACUUCCCUUCCUCUAUAGGAGAGUAGAGAAGCAACUUGAUGAGAAGUUUAAGAAAUUUCUAGAACACUUGCGAAAGAUGGAGAUGAAGAUUUCGUUUCUUGAUGCAAUGGCACAAAUGCCUAAGUAUGCUAUGUUCUUGAAAGACCUGCUCUCCAACAAGAAGAAGCUUGAGGAAGAAAUAAUCAUUAUCCCCCAUCAGGCUAGUUCCAUUCUAUAA
Messenger RNA from Amaranthus tricolor (Joseph's coat), 1509 nucleotides. RefSeq lists its product as uncharacterized. The coding region runs from base 1 to 1509 and encodes 502 amino acids. The record is from RefSeq and is a predicted model, not a curated record. Lineage: Eukaryota; Viridiplantae; Streptophyta; Magnoliopsida; Caryophyllales; Amaranthaceae. The transcript is spliced from 3 exons.